UCUCUGUGGUAAAAAUGGCUGCUCGCAGGCAGGUUUCCCGGUCUCUGACUGUAUUCUCAUUACUGUGCUUAUUUUGUUAUCGGAUAACCGUGGCAACCGAUGAAAUUGAGCGGCAAGCAAAUCAGUUUUUUGGAAGUGGACAUACAAACAACUGGGCAGUUUUGGUGUGUACAUCCAGGUUCUGGUUUAACUAUCGUCAUGUGGCCAAUACACUCUCAGUUUACAGAAGUGUCAAGAGACUGGGGAUCCCUGACAGUCACAUCGUUCUGAUGCUGGCAGAUGAUAUGGCCUGUAACCAUAGAAACCCCAAACCUGCUACUGUCUUCAGCCACAAAAACAUGGAGCUAAAUGUGUAUGGGGAUGAUGUUGAAGUGGACUACAGAGGAUAUGAGGUUACUGUUGAAAAUUUCCUGCGUGUUUUAACUGGCCGCUUGCCACCGAGCACCCCUCGAUCAAAACGACUGCUUUCUGAUGACAGAAGUAACAUUCUGAUUUAUAUGACAGGUCACGGUGGAAAUGGUUUUUUGAAAUUUCAGGAUUCUGAAGAAAUAAGUAAUGUUGAGCUAGCUGAUGCUUUUGAACAGAUGUGGCAAAAAAGAAGGUACAGUGAGCUGCUGUUCAUCAUUGACACAUGCCAAGGUGCUUCCAUGUAUGAAAGGUUCUAUUCUCCAAAUGUAAUGGCCCUGGCCAGCAGCCAGGUUGGAGAAGACUCGCUUUCACACCAGCCUGAUCUUGCAAUUGGAGUUCAUCUGAUGGACCGAUAUACCUUUUAUCUUCUGGAAUUCUUGGAAGAUAUUCAUCCAGCUAGUCAAGCCAAUAUGAAUGAUUUAUUCAAAGUGUGCCCGAAAAGCUUGUGUGUUUCCACACCAGGGCACAGGACUGACCUCUUCCAGAGGGACCCCAGGAACGUGCUGAUCACUGACUUCUUUGGAAGUGUCCGAAAAGUGGAGAUUACAACAGAGACUGUCAAGCUCAUCCCAAACAUCACUGAGAAGGAUGAAAAACUGACUGAGGAAUUGAUGCUUACUGAACCCCAGAAGUAUGUUGAACAAAUACCUGUGGCUGAAAUAAUCCAUCAGAAACCAAAACAGAAGGACUGGCACCCUCCAGAUGGAUUUAUCCUUGGGCUGUGGACAUUAAUUAUCCUUGUGUUUUUCAAAACUUAUGGGAUCAAGCAUUUGAAGCACAUAUUUUAAGGCAUUUACCUUCAGUUUUCUGAAAUCCCUUUCUGCGGUCUUUCUCCCAGAGGAAAAAAAGCUUGUGUCGCAAUGGUAGAAUCUUUAACUUCUGUUUUUUUGUUUUUUUUCUCCUUCCUCUCUUUGAAGUGGCACCUCUGGGUUAGUGGUCCUUUACUAAAUUACCAUGGUAGGAGCAGAAAAGCAUUGUGUUCUAGAAUUUCAGAUUGCUGCUGGUAAAAUAGCACACAAAACAAUUAAACACUGGUUAUGUUUUAGUAAGGGUCAUUCAUUUUGAAGAGCAGGCUUAAAUUUAAAUGUAAUGGCAACUCAGUCUAGGUUGUGCAUAAACCUCUUAUUAAGAAAGUGUGAUUGGUUUCACAGACACUGAUUGCCACCAAUAUCAGACUCCCUUACUUAAAGUGAAGUUAGGUAGUCCAAGAUUAGUGCUAAUCAUAGUCUGUUAAACCAGUCAUCUACUCUCCUCCGUUGUAUUUGAAUAUGUUCUGGUUAAUACACCCACAUACUAAAAGCUGGCUAGUACAGCAGGAAGAUUGGUUUGGUUUGUAAGGUGUAAAUGUAUAAUUUAUGUUGUGUUGUAUAAAUGGAUGUUCUUUUUAUAUAAACGUGAAUUCAUUUAAUUCCAGUUAUUCUUUUUCAUUGAUUAUUUGAAUGAUCUAUAUGCACACUACUGGAAAAUGUUCAAAACUAACAAUACUAAGACUGGAAGGAAACCUAUUUUACAUCAGCAUUUUCAAGAUACAUUAUGGUUCCUUAAACAUUUGAGGCUAUAUUAUGUACAUUUUAUGUAUUUUUCUUCUUAAGUCAAUAUGUCUCUCUUUCUCAAAUCAAAUGUUUGGCUUCCUUUUGCAGAUAACAACAAAAUAAAUGAUCUAGUUUUUUCCCUGAAGAUGAAGAACACGUAAUGUUGUUUGACAGAAAGUAAUCCUGUGUAAUGACUUCAGAACAUUUUCUACUUGCAAAUCCUCUUAGGUUUAAGUAAACGUCAGUCUUGCUUUCUUAGCCUGUUUGACAAGGUUUUGAGGGAGGAAAGUGUUCCUCUUCUGGGUUAAGUGCUGAAUGUGAAAGGCAGCAGAAGGGAGAGGGGUGGAUCUUUUAAUAGCAUUACAGAUAUUCCAAAGCUUAGCAAACCAUAUUGACUAGUGAGAAAUGAACAAGCGUGAAAGAUACAGCUGAGCUGUUUAAUGAGAUAUAUCGCAUUAUUAGGAUUGGCUGCUUCACCAGUUGCCAGGUUUCAUAUAUUUAUCAGUUUGUAAAAAAGAUCAUUUAUUUGUGUUUUAAGUGCCUGCUGUAAACUCUUUGUUUCUGUCGCCACUUCUUGAAGAGAUCCUGCUGUGCGUCUCUUUGAAAUUAAACUGAUGAUUAAAAUGUAAUCUCCUGAUGAAAGGCUUGUGUAAAGGUCUGUCCAUUAGUCGGCUCUUUAGGGAGAUCUUUUAAAAAAAAAAGAAAAAACAUAUGUUUGCUGUGAUGAUUAAAUAUUUUAUUCUUUAGAAUGAAAUUUGAACAUUAAACGUAUGACGGGUGGGGUGAAUGACUGAUUUAAAGUACUGGAGCACCACACCUUUGUUAAUGUAAUUACUGCCACCCUGACAGAAUCAAUUUAUGGAAAUUACCUACAUCACCUUUCUCAUAUUUUGAUCUUAAUCUUGUGAUUUAUGUGACCUUAACUGGAUUCAAAUCUGUCAAAGACAAAUUCAUAUGUAAUCCACUUUGCCACUGCUUCCACUGUCUUUUCUUACAAAACUACCUUCUGUAGAAAGUGCUGAGCUUUCUUAUUGCUUACUUACCUUAUGAUUGCAUUUCCUUUCCAUUCUCCCCCCCCCCCCACCUGACACACAACUAAACUAUUUGACCAACUUGAGUGCAGCAUCCUUGAAUUAGUCCUGAAUGGAAAAGAAAAGCCUUGAUACCUCAAAGAGCAUAGAAAUUGUAUUUAGAAAAGGACACAGUGGGAUAUGUUCCAAAAGCAUUUCACACCAAUAUAAUAUGAAUUUCUGAUCCUAACGAUUAGGUAACCUUGUUUUUUUUUUUCCCCAGGGCAAUAGCAAUGUAGCCCACUCCUUGAAUGACGAGUAGGAACUAUUACAAAUCUUAAGUCCAGACAGGACCAACAGAAACUACGGGUGAUAGAGGAAUUCAGUAUCAUUUUGCCUUAGGGUUUAUUUUUAGAAUGAAAUGGAAAACUUAUCUCUAGUCUUGUCCUUUUACAGUUAUUCCAAAUUGCAGGCACUGUUAACUGCAUAUAUGCAAUACUGUGUUGGACUUUAGGAAGCAAGAUAUGUACUUGUGCAUUUACUAGUGUGUUCAUAUAAAACAUAUACAUGAAAAAUAGUCCUUACUUAAAUAUAGGGCCAUAUUUAGCAACCAGCACAUAUAAUUAAAUAAAACAUCUACUUUGAACCUAGCUGGCAUUUAAGGAAUACAAAAAUUGUCAACAUUAUAUGAACAUGCUAGUAAUUGCACAAAUAAAUAUCUCACUUCCUAAACUUCAACACAGUGUUGCAUUUUGUUUAUUACAUUUUAUCAUUGAAAUGUCUUCACAUUUAUUUUUCUAAGUGCUACAUGUUUUAGAUCUCUAGUCCGAAUACAUUUGGACAGAACCUAAUCGAACAAGUGAUUUGUUUGGAUACAGAUUGUAACUUCCACGACAGAAAUGCCUCAUAUAGUCUUUGUUUUUUAUGGUUUUAGUGAAACUGUAAUUCUCUUUUUUACAGCUGCUGUCGGCAUGUGUUUUAUUAUGAAGGCAUGGUUCAGGUUAUAUAUCUACCAACAGGAGUGUAAUGUAACUGCUGUGAAUGUUCUUUCAUGAAUGUUGCUCUCAUUUAUUAGGUAGGAUUUGUUUAAUAAAAGAGCAGACACGCCUGAAAGAUCGUUUAUCAUUUGACUGGAGUCUCAUUAAUCUGCAGUAUUUACAUGACAUUUCAUUUUUGUUGACUCGUUAAUUAUGUGUUUGGUUCUGCAAGCUCAAAGUAUAUGGAAUUGCAGGGAACUCCUAUAUGUAAUUAAUUGAAAACUUUUUUCCUCCUUUGCAUUACACAGCAUGUGUUUUGACAGUGGUUUGCAGCCCCAUUAAUCACGCUGCUUGAGGUGCCGCAUUUAUGUGUCUAUGAAUAUCAAUAAAUAUGUAAAGUACAUAUUGCACCCUUCAUGCCAGAAAUGCAAGAUGAAAAUGCCAUUUUACAUUUGUGUGUGAUAUUGUUGCAUCGGUGAAUUCUGUGAUGGCUUUUUCCCAAACUGAACAUUUCUAAAGUGUGUGUGUUUGCUUGUACUGUUCUGCCCAAGCUGUGUUGAAUUUAAUGUGAAACAAAUUUGCAAUUGCACGUUA
This is a messenger RNA of Polyodon spathula (Mississippi paddlefish), 4521 nucleotides long. Its product is annotated as GPI-anchor transamidase-like. Gene Ontology annotation, cellular component: GPI-anchor transamidase complex. The transcript is spliced from 11 exons. Lineage: Eukaryota; Metazoa; Chordata; Actinopteri; Acipenseriformes; Polyodontidae. Gene Ontology annotation, molecular function: GPI-anchor transamidase activity. The record is from RefSeq and is a predicted model, not a curated record. Bases 15 to 1196 code for a protein of 393 amino acids. Gene Ontology annotation, biological process: proteolysis; protein localization to cell surface; attachment of GPI anchor to protein.